AGCCGAGAGCAAUGUUCUGGUUGAUAAAUCGCUUUUGAUUAAAGCAGUUUUGGAAAGUCCAGCCCAAGUGUUACUUAUUACUCGUCCUCGCCGCUGGGGCAAAAGUUUGAACCUGAACAUGCUAAAAACCUUUUUUGAGGUGACAGUUGAUAAAAGCGGUAAUCCCUUAACUCGCGAACAAAGUUUAAAAUAUAAAAUCUUUGCGGGUGGCUUAGUAGACGGAGUUAUUCGCAAAGCCUAUAAAGACCACCCUUACUUAGCCAAAAGCCAGCAGUUGGAUCCAGUUGAUAAACAACUAUUUAAUGAUUAUCUCCGUUACGAAGAACUAAGUUCGGACCAAAUAAAAAAUG
Racocetra persica is the source of this 350-nucleotide messenger RNA. NCBI's taxonomy places the organism in Eukaryota, Fungi, Glomeromycota, Glomeromycetes, Diversisporales, Gigasporaceae. The record is from the annotation of a GenBank genome assembly.